Molecule: messenger RNA, 1242 nt
Organism: Dermatophagoides farinae (American house dust mite)
Lineage: Eukaryota; Metazoa; Arthropoda; Arachnida; Sarcoptiformes; Pyroglyphidae
Gene: aurA
Product: aurora kinase A
Biological process (GO): protein phosphorylation
Molecular function (GO): ATP binding; protein kinase activity
Source: RefSeq, a predicted model, not a curated record
CACACACAAAGUUUAUAACCGUCACACAUUUCAAUUGUUUUUCGUGUGAAAUUAUUCAAAGAAAAAAUGGCCAAUAUUUUGACCGAUAUCAAUAAUAUCGAACAACAACAACAACAACAAAAUCAAAAUCAAAAUUUACGAAAUGAAAAAAAUUCUAAUGAUGAUGGUGAUACGAAAUCAAUCAAAUCUGUUGACCAAGAUGAACAACAUCAACAAUCGAAUAAUAAUGAUAAAAUGAAACAAUGGACAUUGAAUGAUUUUGAAAUUGGCCGUCUACUUGGUAAAGGAAAAUUUGGUAAUGUUUAUUCGGCACGUGAAAAACGAAGUAAAUAUAUUGUUGCAUUGAAAAUUCUAUUCAAAUCACAAUUAUUGCAUAAUAAUGUUACACAUCAAUUACGGCGUGAAAUUGAAAUACAAUCACAUCUGAAACAUCCAAAUAUUUUACGAUUAUUUGGCUAUUUUCAUGAUGAUUAUCGUAUUUAUUUGAUAUUGGAAUAUGCACCAAAAGGUGAAUUGUAUACAUUAUUGACUAAAAUGGGAAAAUUUCCAGAAAUACAAGCAUCAAUGUAUAUAUCACAAGUGAUUGAAGCAUUACAUUGUCUACAUCAACGUAAUGUUAUACAUCGUGAUUUAAAACCGGAAAAUAUAUUGCUUGGUUCCAAUGGCCAGGUAAAAAUUGCUGAUUUUGGUUGGUCAGUACAUGCACCAUCAUCACGUCGUGAAACAAUGUGUGGUACAUUGGAUUAUCUUCCACCGGAAAUGAUAUUACAACGACCAUAUAAUCAUUAUGUGGAUCUUUGGUGUUUAGGUGUAUUAGCAUAUGAAUUUAUUGUUGGCCGGCCACCAUUUGAAACGAAAAAUUCAUUUGAAACAUAUCGUCGUAUUAUAACAUUAUCAUAUGAUAUACCGAAUCAUUUGAGUGAUGAGGCAAAAAAUUUUAUUCAAAGGUUGAUUGUCAAAGAACCAGUACGACGAAUGUCAUUGGCGGAAGCACGUCAUCAUCGUUGGAUUAAAAUGUUUCAACAACAACAACAACAACCACAACAGCAGCAGCAGCGGCAGUGCAACAACAAAAUCAUUCAAAAUCGAACAACAUCAAUCAAUAAUCAACAAUAAUGAUAAUUUGAUUAAUUUUUUUUCGACUACAUUUGACUCAUUUCAUGGACGAAUGAAUUGAUUGAAAUUUGUUUGUUCAAUCAAACCAUUGUGUGUUUUGUAUAUGAUUUAUCAAUUUCUAUUAUU